This is a messenger RNA of Bombus huntii, 4749 nucleotides long. Its product is annotated as SET domain-containing protein SmydA-8-like. Gene Ontology annotation, molecular function: protein binding. The coding region runs from base 2586 to 4127 and encodes 513 amino acids. The transcript has 10 exons. The record is from RefSeq and is a predicted model, not a curated record. Lineage: Eukaryota; Metazoa; Arthropoda; Insecta; Hymenoptera; Apidae.
GGUAAAACAGCAAGACCCUACGGCUUAUCCCUACCCGACAAUAUCGAAGAAAGAGAAUUACACACGAGGACGUGUGAUAGUCAGGAUGGCCGUGUCGGAGAUGAAAGAACACCGGAGCCUUUGGAAUUUUGGAUAACCCCGCAACAUUGUAACCUAGAGUCUACUAUAGCUGUAAUUGAACAAUUGUAGUUAUUCAACCUGAUUGUAAUUAUUCGAGAAUUGUGAUAAUGAGCUUGGGCUCGAGGCGACAGUCAGUCGCCGAACGUAGCCGCGGUCACGGGAUGAACGCUUUGCCUAACAAAGGUAUGGAGUAAUUCUAUAGCUCUCCUUAAAAGAAAUAUUCGUGGCGACACGCGACAGUAAACAUUCCAACGGUUUCUGUCCCGUGGCUCGCCACACGCAGACUCUAUUCUUCGAGUAAGAUGAUUGCCAGAUGUCGAUGCGUCUCCGCAGUACAUGUUCGGCUAGCUCGAGGGCCCGUUAUAAAUCUUAAGAUUUAGUCAACUAAAGUCCUUCAAACAGACAAACAGUCUUUGUCCCAACUACGGGAAAAUAGGGGAGACCUAUUUUUCAACGAGCGGCGUCUCCCACUAGCAGCUUUCCCUCGAGGGCGGGUAGCAUCUUUUUCUAACCACCGAUAUGGAGAUUGACCAAUUAGCAGCAACGCCAAUUUCCCUUACUUUCUGAACGAAGGCUUUUCUCGACGAAUCCGAUGAUCUCGUGUCCUUAGACACACCCCAUUAUAGUUUUCCUCCGUGGCAUCAUCGGGACGGGAAAGACAUUCUUUCUCGCGAUCUCAUUGAUGAAAGGAGUAACUCUUUACGACCAGUGAAUAUUACGCGUCCGACUUAGAUUUUGUGAGUACGUUCAUCUAUCAUCCCGUCGACCGCGGAUUCGUUAUUGAACCUAGGAUCAUUGUCAUUAGUUUCUCGAGUACCUAACUACCGCGGUUACUUGUCCGGUUCUAUAAUAAUCGUAUUUGCACUAGUCAAUGUCUUCUCUAUUGCAUAACGACAACGUGUAACCCAAACGAAGAUUCGUUUCACGCCCCUAACCCUAAUUCUAAUGUAAACCCGACAUAUAAAAUUUAUGUGUAUCAGAAUAAUAAAGUAUUAACGUACACCGCUCUAUUCUCUUAUACAUUGCAAACUGGAAUGAAUUCGUUUUAUUGCAUAUUCAUUCAUUCAACACAUACGCAAGACGCUCGUCUCAUGGCGUUUUCCUUUUGUCUUUCUCUCUUUCAUUUUUCGCUCGUACAAUACAGAUGUACAUACAUCUAUUUUUUAACAAUAAAUAAUAAGCAACGUGUUGAAGAAGAAAAAAAGAGAAAUAAGAAACGCGCGAUUUUAUAUAUUUUUUGGAUACAUAGAUUCCAUUAUAAAAUUAAUAUUUAUCUUUGCACGUGUAAAUCAUUCAAUGUUCUCCGUUUUGAAAAUGUGUUAGAAAUAUGGAUUGAUGUUAAGAUGUGUAGAUGUACUAUGCUACACGCAUUAUACCUAGGCAUAUAAUUACUAGCGUACAUGUCUAGGCACAAGUACUGUUGCUCUUCUCUAAAUAGAUUCUAUUCUGGAAAUCAACUUCCUCUCAAGCAAUACGCUUAGUUAGUCUAUAUCACCGUGCAAAAGCGGACGCUCCUUGUUUUAAAUAACAAAGUAGUUUAUCGCGUCGUGUGUUGUAUAAUUUUUAAGUUACUUUUUCGACUAAAUGUAUAUUUGUUUCAAUUAUUUUUGAAUAGCUACAUUUGUAAUACUAAUACUUUUUAAGCCCCACAUAAUUUAAUAUUAGCUCUUUUUUCAGAAUUUAAUGAAUCACUUCGUACUUUUAAUUUAUAACAGAAUAUAUGUGAACUAAACUUCUAUUUAAAUUUUGUAUUAUAUAAAACUUAUUAUAAAAGUACAUAACAGUUAUAAGUGAAUGAAAUUCAUUAAAUGAAAGAAGAUAUUUAAAAAUUUUUUGUUCGAAUUCUUACGAUUAAAAAGUUAUUUGUGGUAAGUUUUGAGAUCGCAAAAUUUUUUCCUCCUUCAUUUCUUUUUUUCAAUAGGAUGAUGCAUUUAAUUGCACGGCUAAUCACAAUACCGUGUGUUUCAUUAAAUUUUGUGCAUUUUUAUAUUCAAAAUACAUUUUUUUAUAUUCAUAUCCCAUUUCUAACGACUUCAAAUUAAUAAAUUUUUGUAUAAUUAAAUUAUAUUUUUCGCUUAUCUAUUUUUUAGACUAUAUAUUUUAAUCGCUCAAUUAACAAUGUUAUACGUGAAUAUGUAACUCAAUCAAACUGUGAUGAAAAAGGAAAAAUAUCUAUUAUUUUUAUGGAAAAUUUGUUGUACUUUCAAUAUUAAAGUUUUUUUUUUUGGUCAUAGUAUGUAUUAAAUAUAUCAUACUAAUUCGAAAUAUUAUUGGAAUUUCUAUAUUUUCAAAUUAUUAUUUAAUAACGAGAGAUUAUAAUUUAAUGAUUUAAAUCUCUGUUACUAUAAAUAAAAAAUGUUAGCACAUAAAAUAAUAUUAAAAUAAUUAAGAACAUAUGAAUCACUUUUACCACAACGUAUGUAAUAUAUGCAUUUUUGUAAACGAGAUUGUUACAAGUUUUAACAAUGGAAUCUCAGACUACUUGUGCGAUUUGCGGGAAAAAUGCAAUUCAUAAAUGUAGUGCCUGUGGAAAUGUUUAUUACUGCAGUAAGCAACAUCAGAAAGAGGAUUGGAGGAAUCACGCAAAAGCUUGCAAAAGUUUUAAGUUAGCAGAAGAUUCCUUAUUGGGUCGUCAUUGUAUAGCCACACGAAAUAUCAAAGUUGGGGAAAUUGUUUUGAAAGAUGAUGAACCUCUGAUAGCAGGUCCUAUGUAUAAUUGCGCUCCUGUGUGCCUUCGCUGUUACACGGUCUUGAACGAAACCAUUGCAGUAGCUUGUGAAAAAUGUGGUUGGCCUCUUUGUCAAGAUUGCAAAGAUCAUGGAUUAGAGUGUAAUUUUUCUUCUUCUCGCAGAGAUCAUAAGGUAUCUAUAACUGAAUUUGGCCAUCCACAUCCAAGUUAUCAAUGUAUAACUGUCAUAAGAGCGUUAGCAUCGAAGGAUGUUAAUUUAGAAUCUUAUAAGAAAUUACUAUCGCUCGAAAGCCAUUACGAUCGAAUAAAUUCCCAUGAGCUGUCAAACACUGUUCGCUUUAUUAAAAGAUUUUUCAAAACAGAUGAUAUAUCGGAGGAGGAAAUGACAAAAAUCGUCGGCAUCUUGCAGGUUAAUGGACAUGAAGUUCCGCUUACUGAUCCACCAUACGUAGCAGUUUACGAACUGACAUCGUUACUUGAGCAUAACUGUAAAGCAAAUUGCUCGAAAAGUUUCACUGAUACUGGAGGGCUGAUUAUUCAUGCUGCAGUACCUAUUGCAAAAGGAGACCACAUUUCUAUAUGUUAUACGGAUCCAUUGUGGGGUACUGCAAACAGAAGACACCAUCUUCUUAAAACAAAAUUUUUUGAAUGUACUUGUGAUCGAUGCAAGGAUCCCACAGAAUUUGGAACAAUGUUUAACGCUUUAAGGUGCAAUCGAAUGAAUUGUCCAGGAUACAUAUUACCCAAAACAUUUUUUGAACAGGAACAGGAUUAUACAUGCAAAAUUUGUGAAUCAAUUGUUCCUUAUGUGGAAAUUGAAAAAAUGUUAGAAGAUAUUGGUAUAUACCUUUCAACUAUCAAGAAAAAUGACAUUAUUGCAUGUAAAGAAUUUAUAAGUCGUUACAAAAGUACCCUCCACCCAAAUCAUUUUUACAAUAUUGAUGUAACGAUUGCUCUGGCUCAAUUGAUUGGACAACAAACUGGAGGAUUAGCAGCAGUUGAAACAGAUCUUCUCAUCGAGAAAAUAGAAUUAUGCAAAAAACUGGAUAAAUUGCUCAAGACACUCGUUCCUGCUGAAAAUCGAAUUCGAGGUCUGAUUCUUUUCGAAUUACAUGCAGCCCAAGCAGACCUUAGUAGGAGGCAUACAGAAAUGGAGAUUUUAGUGCCAUUAUUGCAGGAGUCAAAGAAGUAUUUAGUUGAUGGCUAUCAAUUGCUGAAGUAUGAACCAAAAAUUCUACCGGAAGGAAAAAUAGCUCAACAUGCAGAACAAAAUUUCCACGAAAUAAAUAAGCUCUUAAAACGAUUCACUGUAACAUAAACUUUAUCAGUACGUAGUUUGCUCAGUAAGUUCUACGUUUGGGAGUAAAUAUUAAACGAAAAACAAAACUGUAUAUAUACAUAGCCUUCGUAAGCAAACAAACAUAUUGAAAUAAAUUUGUUAAAAAAAUUUUAAUAAGUACAAUUACAAGUGGUAGUUAUCAUGUAUUAGCAUUCUUUGAUUGAGGGGUUCAUUUUUAGCGCAUGUUAGAAAAAUUAACACAUGGAAUCAAUGAUAUAAUUUAUAUUCCUGUUCUCUUAAUUUGGUAGGUGAUUUUAAAAACUUCUAACGAAUCACCAAUCUUACUUCUUCUGGAAGGGAUACGGCGAUAGAAUAAAUUCUCCAUACGCUUUGUGUUUUGCCGGUAGCGAAAAAUACUGAAAAAAUACCGAAUGUACAACAGAGAGGGAUACAGUAGGGGUACAAUACAGUACAGGGCGGGAACAAUAGAAAAAGAUUAAAAGUUUACGUAUCAGGGAAUAUCACCGUUGCAACGGCAAACCUUCGUUCUUUUCGGUUCCCUGCGAAAAAAGAUUUUGAUACUGACGAACCUUUUCUGACGAAAGCGAGAUCGAACAUGAUACAAUUUGACUCAUAUUUAUUUAUCUAAUUAAUAAUUCGU